AAUUCUGGAGGGGUGUCCAGGUUUCAGCUCUGUCGAGCUGUCUAAUUUUAGCCUGCGUCUUAUUGCUUUGGAAUGACACGAAAGGAAUUCAUGAGCUGAAAAGUUAUUUCCACGUGCCGCGUUUGGAACUGAACGAAUUGCAUCCUUUAUAUCUAACGGGAAAUGUAGCCUACCACAGCAAGGUCAGAGAUGAACACAAACGGAGACUGUAACCUGGUCGAGACGCCUUUUUAAUGCGGGAUUCCAAUGUGCGGAUGCGGGAUUUAACCAAGCCACGAAGUAACUUUUAGUUGACACAAGGCUGAACUGAGGUGGAUCUGCCGCACUUGUUCUCUGUUGUCUCAAAUUCAGAGGGCUAUAUGGAGGGAUGCAGGAAUGGCUUGCACCAGGAGAACAAAAACUCUGGUGUCUACAUGUGUGAUCCUGAGUGGCAUGACCAAUAUCGUGUGUCUGCUGUAUGUAGGAUGGGUUACUAAUUACAUCGCGAAUGUGUACAUCAAAGUUCCAGAACCUGUCCCGGAGAAAAAGUUAGAGGAGGACAACAAGGGGGAAACUUUGAGGAUUAUAGAAAGACUUGAUCGACUCGAGAAUGUUGUCAACCAGCACAUACAAGAGACACCCCCAAAGGAUGAGAACGCAGCGGUUGAAUCCUUCUCGGACUCCUCCCUGUUCACCCACUGGGGUCAGGACCUGAGUCCCGAGAGCCGCAGGAUCGCGUUCAAGAAGUUCCAGUACUACGGUUACAAUGGCUACCUCAGCGACCGCCUCUCCCUGGACCGGCCCAUCCCUGACCUGAGGCCUGAUGGCUGCAGAAACAUCUCGUACCCUGCAAACCUCCCGCAAGUCAGCAUCGUGUUUAUCUUCGUAAAUGAGGCGCUGUCCGCCAUCCUGCGCUCCAUCCACUCGGCCAUCCGGAGAACGCCGUCCCACCUCCUCAAAGAGAUCAUCCUGGUGGAUGACAACAGCAACAACGAGGACCUGAAGGAAAAGCUGCAGGGCUUUGUGGACGAGACCAAUGGCCAGCAGCCCGGCUUCAUCAAGGUGGUGCGCCACACCCGGCAGGAGGGCCUGAUCCGCUCGCGGGUCAGCGGGUGGAGGGCGGCCACUGCGCCUGUCGUGGCACUCUUCGAUGCCCACGUGGAGUUCAACACUGGAUGGGCUGAACCUAUCCUGCUGAGAAUUAAGGAGGACCGAACUCGAAUCAUCUCCCCGUCGUUCGACAAUAUUAAAUACGACACAUUCGAGAUCGAGGAGUACCCGUUGUCUGCACAAGGCUUUGACUGGGAGCUGUGGUGUCGCUACCUAAACCCACCGAAGUCCUGGUGGAACAAGGCCAACUCCACUGCUCCUAUCAGGAGCCCAGCUCUGAUUGGCUGCUUUGUGGUGGACAGGCAGUACUUUGAGGAAAUCGGCCUUCUGGAUGAGGGGAUGGAGGUGUACGGGGGAGAGAACGUGGAGCUGGGUGUCAGAGUGUGGCAGUGUGGGGGCAGUGUGGAGGUUCUGCCCUGUGCCCGGAUCGCCCACAUUGAACGUGCCCACAAGCCAUACACUGAGGACCUGACGGCACACGUGCGCAGGAACGCUCUGAGAGUGGCUGAGGUGUGGAUGGACGAGUUCAAGAGCCACGUCUACAUGGCCUGGAACAUUCCACAGGAGGACCCAGGAAUUGACAUUGGGGAUGUCUCGGAGAGGAAGGCCCUGAGGAAAAGGCUGCAGUGCAAGACGUUUCGAUGGUACCUAGUCAACGUUUACUCCGAGAUGAGAAUGUACACUGACAUCAUGGCCUAUGGAGUGCUGAAAAGCUCCCUCAGGACUGACCUGUGUCUGGACCAGGGGCCAAACACAGACAAUGUCCCCAUCCUCUACAUCUGCCAUGGGAUGACCCCCCAGAAUGUGUACUAUACUAGCAGUCAGUGGCUACAUGUGGGGGUCCUGAGUCCUACCAUAGACGAUGAUGAUAACAAGUGCCUGGUGGACGUCAACAGCAGGCCGAGGCUAAUUGAGUGCAGCUACGCUACAGCAAAGAGGAUGAAGCUGCACUGGCUGUUUACUCAGGGAGGUUCCAUCCAGAACAGGAAGUCAAAGCGAUGCCUUGAGUUGGUGGAGAGCAGUGAGAGUGAGUUUGGGUACCAGCUGGCUCUGCAGAAGUGCUCUGGUCAGUCAUGGACAAUCACUCAUGUCCUGACUGGCCCCUCAUCAUGACCAGGUCAUUAUGACCAGGUCAGACCAUCUGUCUGUGUGCAAUCCUGGAAGUCAAGAAUCACAUAAACUCAACAGCAAUUAUUCACACACCUUGAUGUCUCUCCCUUUCAUCAGAUGACGUCAUUCAGUAUAUGUCAAACAUUUCUUUCCUACGUGUGCUUACGAAGAAGCCAGGUGGUUGGCUUAUACUUUGCAUAUUGAGAGACUACUACAACGGACUACAUUUUGUGCAAAUCAUUUUUUUCUCUUUUUCUUUUGCAAUGACUUGCGCUGGACCCAAAACACUUUGUAUUGUACCUUGUAUAUUUUUGCUACUGUGUAGCAAGCAAUUGCAAAGUUUCCUGCUGUAUUUUUUUCCUAGUGUCUCAGGUUUGUAGUUUAUUAUGAAAUUGAGUUAAAUCAAGUUUGGAGGAAAUGCCGAUAUGGUAGAAUAUAUCAGACUGAAGAUGUAAAACUAUUUUAUAAAUGUAAAUAUUCUGGAUAUUUAUAACUGACAGUAAACGUAAAGAUGGUGAA
This is a messenger RNA of Anguilla anguilla (European eel), 2718 nucleotides long. It is a transcript of the gene galnt18b, whose product is annotated as UDP-N-acetyl-alpha-D-galactosamine:polypeptide N-acetylgalactosaminyltransferase 18b. NCBI's taxonomy places the organism in Eukaryota, Metazoa, Chordata, Actinopteri, Anguilliformes, Anguillidae. Gene Ontology annotation, cellular component: Golgi apparatus. The record is from RefSeq and is a predicted model, not a curated record. The coding region runs from base 376 to 2202 and encodes 608 amino acids. The transcript has 11 exons.